AUGGAGUUAGCUCCAGUCACCUUGGACCGUAAUACAAUCCAUCCUGACCUUCUCCUAUCUGAGGACCUGCGCACAGUGUGGAACACCGGGAAACGACAACAGCUUCCUGACAAUCCGGAGAGAUUUGAUCCCCGCAUCGCUGUCCUGGGAUCAGAGGGUUUCACAUCAGGAAAACAUUCCUGGGAGGUGGAGGUGGGGAACAAGACUGAGUGGACAGUCGGUGUGGUCAAGGAAUCUAUCAACAGGAAGGAGGCGAUCUAUGCGAGUCCCCAUAAUGGAUAUUGGAGAGUGUCACUGAGAGAUGGGAAUAAAUACUGGGCUCGUGAGACACCAUGGAAAUUCUUAGAGCUGAGUGUGAAACCGAGGAAGAUCCGAGUCUGUCUGGAUUAUGAGGGAGGGAAGGUGUCCUUUUAUAACGCAGAGAACAAGUCCCAUAUCUACACUUUCACUGGGACAUUCACAGAGAAAAUCUAUCCUUACUUCAGUCCAUGUACCACUGAUGAAGGUAAAAACACAGAGCCCCUGAAAAUCUGUCCCCAGAGGGUAACAAUCCAGGAGGAUGAGGGAUUCAUCCCUUCAUCCAAAUAAAGACACUUCCUGUAAGUGGGGAGGGGGAAGUUCCCACACACUGGGUCACUGGGUGGGGGAGGGGGAAGUUCCCACACACUGGGCCACUGGGUGGGGGAGGGGGAAGAUCCCACACACUGGGCCACUGGGUGGGGGAGGGGGAAGAUCCCACACACUGGGUCACUGGGUGGGGGAGGGGUAGAUCCCACACACUGGGUCACUCUGUUGGGGAGGGUGAGGACCCCAGUCUCUGAGUCUGGUUCUUGGGAGAAAGGCACAGUUCUGGGGUUGGGGCUUUCCCCUGAGUCACCGUGUGCACUGGUGCCUCGGGCGGAGUGGGGCCCUGAACCAGCGGGACCCUGGCCGAUGCUCGAAGUUGUCCCUGCUCACCAGCUCUGUCUGCUCUGCUCAAAAGAGCACAGGAACCUGAGCUAGGACAGGAGGGAAUCUGGUCUGUGCCCCCACCAGUAUGGGCUCCUGUCACUGGCUGAGGAGAGAGCCUGGUCUGCCAUGGUAACUAGAGUCAGGGAUGGUUGAGGAAGUGGGCUGGAUGUCACUGGGAGAACAAGUCCGACAUGUCCCUGGAGAAGCUGCAGCACAUGGGCAAAGCCAUUGAGAACUUUCAUACGGUGCCCAGCCCUGGCUGUGGUCGCAGUGUUGAUGGGGCUCAGGCGUGUGAAGGUCUCCCGUCCGAGCUGACCCCUGUUCAGCUGGAAUUCCUCAACGGUGCCAGGCCCUGAAACCUCCCACAGGAGCUUGGUCUCCAACCUAAGCCUCUCUCAGAAGUGCCCUUUGUGAUAUUUCACUCUAUACAGAAGGGCUUUCCUGGGUUUGCUCCUCCUCUUGCAUCAUCUGACGGGGCUACAACUCCAUUUCUACACCAACUUCAGUCCCACACUCCUGAUCAUAGUUGACCCGGUUCAGAGGGAACCAGUCCAAUCAGGAGACCUCCUCAUGUGCCUGCUCCUGGGCCUGGCUACAGUGGCCUUCAACAGGUCCAGGGUGUGGUCAUUGAGGGUGACGUUUACCCUAACUGUCUGACUCUGUUCCUCAGCUAGGUCAGUGCCUGAGGGCCCCUGACAUCCAUGGUGUCCAUGGGUACACUUCAAGCCUUCAUUAACUGCUGGGCACAGGGAGCACUGGACUGUGUAAUUAAUCCCACAACUGCCAUUUUAAUUGGAUGUAAAUUUCAAUUUUGUAUUUUGUUGCAGUCCUGCCCCUUUUAAAUUCACAUUUAAUUGCUUUUGGAUUGUUUGCAAAUGUUAUAAACAGGCACAAACUGAAAUUGGGGCUGUUGGGUCCGGAAGUAAUUUAGCAAAUAAGUGAUUAUAAAUGUGUGGAAAUAUUGGUUCCAGUUCUAUCCUUCACCAAGUGACUGUCUGGAAUCUAACACUUUGGAGGAGAUUACAGUGAGUCUUCCACAUAUGAAGCCUUGGUUGAUGCAGUUCCCCCCAGAGACAGUCAUUGUGUUCACUGUACCCUGUUCGGUCAGACUGUCUCAGGGGAGGGAGUGUUGUACAAUGUCUUCUUACUUCUGUGACAUGUUGCUGCUUUUCUUGCAUGUUUCAGUUGUUGUAAAUAAUUUUUAAGUUGA
Molecule: messenger RNA, 2161 nt
Organism: Stegostoma tigrinum
Lineage: Eukaryota; Metazoa; Chordata; Chondrichthyes; Orectolobiformes; Stegostomatidae
Product: zinc-binding protein A33-like
Exons: 2
Coding region: 1-588 (195 amino acids)
Molecular function (GO): protein binding
Source: RefSeq, a predicted model, not a curated record